Messenger RNA from Punica granatum (pomegranate), 1878 nucleotides. Lineage: Eukaryota; Viridiplantae; Streptophyta; Magnoliopsida; Myrtales; Lythraceae. The record is from RefSeq and is a predicted model, not a curated record.
UCUGAUGUCCGAUACUCGUGCGGUUGUUCGCGCGGAUUCCCAAUCUCCUCAAAAGAUUUCUUCUUUUUAUUUUCUUGGGAUAAUAAAGGAAACGUUAUCCAAUUGCUGAUCGGGUAGAUGGCGAGCCCAGAAAGGUACCCUCCAUUUCCGAUCAGACGCUACGCAACAAAACUGGAAAAAGCUCACUCUUUCAUCUCCUUCCCCAAUUGAAUUCAAAUUCCAAGAACCCGACAGACAGACAGACAGAAAUCUAAUUCAAAAUCCCCCCCGGAACCCCUCCCUUCAGCUGAGCAGAGCACGGUCCUCCCAAAUCGCACUGACCCAGUUUGUUUUGCCCUGAGAAUCAGUGCUGUUCGGUGGGCUGAUUUGAAUUGGCCUUCACGAACUCCUGUCAGCUCCGGAAACUUCUACGGUCAUCCAUUUCAUCCCUUCGAGGUCGAAUAGCUCGAAUAGCCUGCCGGCCUCUUUUUUGCGUCCCAGUAGGGUCUGCGAAUGCCACCGUCGUCGCCGCCGAGGCCAGUAGCUUCCCUUGCCGAUGCUGUGGACACUUCCCCGCUCCUCGGCCACUCCGUGGCGGACCACCUCCUCCGGAGCCGCCGGUUCCUCCGCCGCCCGGUGCCGCCGCUCCAGGGGACAGCUGCCCGGCUCUUACGCCGUGCGAGCGGCCGCCAGAUGAGCCUGCGGGAGACCUCUGUGCAGGUCCGGGAGAACGCCGCCGAGCAGCUCGAGAACCGCCAGAGCGAUUGGGCUUACUCGAAGCCUGUCGUGGUUCUCGACAUCCUGUGGAACUUGGCUCUCGUGGUUGCCGCCUUUAGUAUUAUGAUUCUGAGUGCGGACGAAAGUCCUGAUGUGCCGUUGAGGCUUUGGAUUGUUGGGUAUAUGGUCCAGUGUUUGUUUCACAUGGGGUGUGUAUUGGUGGAGUAUAUGAGACGCAGAAGGGAGAUGGAUUAUGCGGGGUCGGAGAGGAGCGGAGGAUGGGGCAGUGGGGAUUUGAGUGCGUAUUUGAACUCCGGUUCGGUUUUGGGAAGUGAAGAAAGCGACUCCGAGGAUUAUGUGACAGAGCAGCAUCACGAUGAUGAACAAACCAGUAACACGAAGCACCUGGAAUCUGCAAACACAAUGUUUUCAUUUGUUUGGUGGAUCAUUGGGUUCUAUUGGGUUGAUGCUGGUGGGCAGGACCUAGGCCAGGAAUCGCCUCACCUCUACUGGCUAUGUAUUACAUUUCUGAUUCUGGACGUGGUGUUUGUGGUUGUCUGCGUUGCUGUUGCUUGCCUCAUUGGCAUUGCUGUCUGUUUCUGUCUCCCCUGCAUCAUUGCGAUCUUGUAUGCUCUAACCGAUCAGGAAGGCGCAACACGAGAAGACAUUGACAGGUUGGCAAAGUACAAGUUCCGAAGGUUAGGGGACUACGAGAAAGCUAAUGGUGAUAUUCAAUCUUCUUUUGGAGGGAUUAUGAUAGAAUGCGGCACUGAUACUCCCACUGAGCGUGCUCUUUCCCACGAAGAUGUGGAAUGUUGCAUCUGCCUCUGUGCUUAUGAGGAUGGAAGCGAACUCAGAGAGCUUCCUUGCCGCCACCAUUUCCACUGCGGAUGCAUCGAGAAGUGGCUUGGCAUCAAUGCGGUAUGCCCCCUCUGCAAGUUCAAUAUCCUCAAGCCUCAGAACGAUAGCAGCAGUGGAGUAGUAUAACCGGACACUUGCCUACUACAACUACACGUCUCUGUUUGUGCUGACUCUGCAGUUCCUUUCUGGCUCAAGUACAUACAUAUAUAUAUAUAUAUAUAUAUAUAUAUACACACUGCAGUAUAAAUUGUAAAGAGGGCUUAUAAUAUUUCUUCUACUCAAAGAUUGCAAUUGAAGUCUGUUCCUUUUUCCAUGUGUUAA